This is a messenger RNA of Etheostoma cragini (Arkansas darter), 2209 nucleotides long. It is a transcript of the gene rmnd5b, whose product is annotated as required for meiotic nuclear division 5 homolog B. Gene Ontology annotation, biological process: proteasome-mediated ubiquitin-dependent protein catabolic process. The record is from RefSeq and is a predicted model, not a curated record. Gene Ontology annotation, cellular component: GID complex; nucleus; cytoplasm. Lineage: Eukaryota; Metazoa; Chordata; Actinopteri; Perciformes; Percidae. Bases 244 to 1419 code for a protein of 391 amino acids. Gene Ontology annotation, molecular function: protein binding; ubiquitin protein ligase activity. The transcript is spliced from 10 exons.
AAACAAUAACUAAUCAUUAACUACCCUAUUUUGUGUACCUUAUUGUAAAGUGUUACCGAUGUCGGAGAGAAAAUUACUUUUAUUUUGAAAUGUCCAGUUAAGGCAGAAUGCGACACAGGAAGAUCCGCAUUACGACUGCUGGUGAAGUGUUGCCAUAACAGGCAAGUGGCUAACGCUAAUGUUUGCUAACUAAUUAGCAGAAUAGGUGUUGAUGUUUUGUGUGUGAGUGUUCCAGUCCGAACCAUGGAACAGUGUGCGUGUGUUGAGCGGGAGCUGGAGAAAGUGCUUCAUCGCUUUGUAAUGUACGGCCACCAGUCUGAGGAGAGGCUAGACGAGCUCCUGCGCAGUGUCUGCGAGAUACGAGGACAGCUAGUUGCUUUUGGAGUACAAGAUGCAGACUUAUCUGUCCUAUCCCAGACUAUGGCACAAUGUUGUAAGAAUAUCAAAGAAACUGUUCAGAUGCUAGCCUCCCGACAUAAGGACAUCCAUGGCAGUGUGUCAAAAGUGGGCAAAGCCAUUGACAGGAAUUUUGAUGCAGAGAUCAGUGCCGUGGUGGCUGAGACGGUGUGGGACACCCCUGAGAGACAGAAAUACCUGAGUGAGACCAUUGUGGAACACCUUUACAGACAAGGGAUGCUCAGUGUAGCAGAGGAUCUUUGUCAGGAGUCUGGUGUAGUUAUAGAUAUGAGUAUGAAGCAGCCUUUCCUGGAGCUGAACAGAAUCCUUGAAGCUCUGAGGAUGCAGGACCUCAGGCCGGCACUAGAGUGGGCUGUGACGAAUCGGCAGCGCCUUUUGGACCUGAACAGCAGUCUAGAGUUCAAGUUGCACCGCUUGUACUUUAUUAGCCUGCUCAGUGGGGGAAUCGGCAACCAAAUGGAGGCCCUGCAGUAUGCCAGGCACUUCCAGCCCUUUGCUUCUCAGCACCAGAGAGAUAUUCAGAUUCUGAUGGGUAGUCUGGUGUACCUGCGUCAUGGCAUUGAUAACUCUCCGUACCGCAGUCUGCUGGAGACAAAUCAGUGGGCCGAGAUCUGUAACAUCUUCACCAGGGAUGCCUGCGCUUUACUGGGUCUCUCUGUAGAGUCUCCACUCAGUGUUAGUUUUGCAUCAGGCUGUAUGGCCUUGCCAGUCCUAAUGAACAUCAAGCAGGUGAUCGAGCAGAGACAGUGCAGCGGAGUCUGGACGCACAAAGAUGAGCUGCCUAUUGAAAUCGACCUCGGGAAGAAGUGCUGGUACCACUCUGUGUUCGCCUGCCCGAUCCUCAGGCAGCAGACCUCGGAGAGCAAUCCUCCCAUGAAGCUCAUCUGUGGCCACGUCAUCUCCAGAGAUGCCCUUAACAAACUGACUAAUGCUGGAAAGUUGAAAUGUCCGUACUGCCCCAUGGAGCAGAAUCCGUCACACGCCAAGCAGAUCUACUUUUGAUACCGCACACUUUCUUCACGAGUAAGGCUGAAGUUCCCUGGAGCUCUUUGCAUUUCCAGGACCAUUUGCUCUGGCCCUUUUCCUCUGUCCCUGGCCUCUUGGCCUGUUAUUGUAAGCAUUAAGGUUUUAUCCCAGUGCUCCUUUGGACAGCCUUGGCCAUCCCGUAACCCAUCUAGGACCCUCCAACUUUGCGUAGUAUACAGAGUCCAGCGAGGGUGGUCCAACUACAACCUGUAGUAGAGUGAGGAGUCUGUCAAUAAUGAGAAAAACCUCACGAAGAAGCACCUACAAACGGUGCAUUCAUUGAAACUCAUUUGCAAAUGCCUGCAGAGUUAGAGGCUUAUCUUUUUAAAGUAAGUAAUACUUUAUAGUGUUUGUUUUUCUUGGCUUUAUGGACUGUUUGAGUUGGAUGACUGCUUCUUUUUUUCCUUCUUUUUUGUGACUGAAGCAGUUGAAUGAUUAUGGAUGGGUGAGUGUGGGUAAACGGUAUAGAUAGGCAGUUUCUGAUUUCAGAAUGGUAAUAAACUUCUAUUAUACAUGAGAAAAUCCACAGAAAAACCAACUGUGUUGAAGGUUUAUUAUUUGCUGGGGAAGGGAACUGUGGAGGUCUCUUGAAUUGAACUGUUGAUUGUGACCCAUUGCUCCUCCAUAAUGUAAUAAAGGCCUCACUGUUGGCUGAUGUAUCUGUUUGAUCAGUAAAACAAUUAACUCACAAUGGUGGAACAGUAUUUUUCCUUUUUUUUCUUUUUUUUUUCUUUGUGACUGACUGCACCAGCAAGAUUUUCCUCAU